Oncorhynchus keta (chum salmon) is the source of this 1811-nucleotide messenger RNA. RefSeq names its product chromosome 20 C18orf21 homolog (gene rmp24). The coding region runs from base 281 to 943 and encodes 220 amino acids. The record is from RefSeq and is a predicted model, not a curated record. The transcript is spliced from 5 exons. Lineage: Eukaryota; Metazoa; Chordata; Actinopteri; Salmoniformes; Salmonidae.
UGCGCUUAGCCUGAAGCAUUGUGGGAUUGCAACAUUAUGACGGAGUGUAGGGUUGGCUAUCAUGCAAAGAGAAUGAUCACUGUUUAAACCUAAACAAAUCAUUUAACUAUCAUAUAUCUUAUCGAUUUCUAUUGCUCUUGAAGAUAAUUUUCAAGGUAAUGUGACUUCUAAACUCUUAUUUCUCUUAUCAACGCUCCAAAAGAGGUUAAACAAGGCGGCCAGGAAGUGACCAGCCUUUCUCACACGCGGAUUCUCGAGUCGGUGGCAAAGACAGAGAAACAUGGCUUUUACAGACCCCACAGGCUCAAGUCACAAGUUUUUAAAGGCUGCAUCGCUACUGUAUCACGACAUUUGUCCGGAGCAGUCACGUUUUCUCAUGGGGAGACACCAGAGAAUGAAAGCUCCAGCCAAGUUCCAGCCCAUCCCUGAAGAAGAGCUCUGUCCCUUCUGUUUCCAGUGGCGUCGCCCAGACAACCACCGCAUGCGGCUGCAUCCCAAGCGGCAUGCAUCGGUGAGGGUGCAGAGCGUGUUGCAGAGGGAGGGCAAGGGCAAGAGGCUCAGCCUGGCUCAGAUGGACAUCUUACGGAGGUUCAGGGGCUCCUCAUCAUCUCUGGUGGUUACAUGCCACACCUGUAACAGCACGUCCAAGCAUAACGGCGUCAACAGGAACUUCAUAGCCACUCUCUCCAAGAGCCACUGCACCCCCUGGAGCGCAGGCAAACACAAGACUCCCCAGUCCACCAACAGAACCAACGCCUCCAAAGACAAGACGCCCUGCAGUACGCCAAGAUCAACCUCUAAGACCCCCGGUUCCUCCUCGGCCUCAAAGCCCGCAAGUGUGAAGAAGUUGGCCUUCUCCCGCCUCAAGAGGUUCCUCAUGCUGGAGGACAACCAAAAGACCAAGACUAAGGGAGGACUCAAAGACUUCCUCUCCUCCCUCUGAAUGACUGACAAACACUGGGCUCCGUUGCAUGGGCCCAAGAGUCAGCCAUGACACUGAACCAGUCUCUCUCUGGCCUGCUUAGAAUGGCCCUGCUGGAAUUCAGAACAACAAGGCUAUAGGAGGGAGGAGUCGGCUGUCAGUCAAUAAGUGCCACAGCGCCACCUGUUGAGAGAAUUAAAGGGGCAUGUUUUUUUUCUUCACAUGCCACCCCCCAACUGCCCCUGAGGUCCCCCUUCUGUAGAGCUGUCCCAACUGGGAAUGGUCCCACACCACCACAUCACUCAGGAAUUCCACUGUCCCAACUGGGAAUGGUCCCACACCACCACAUCACUCAAGUAAUUCCUUUAUUACUUGGUUAUUGUCCUCUGGUUUGUAUUUUGUUCUGGGUUUAUUUUGGGGAACUCCACAAGGCAUGUCUUCUUGAAACUCUCCCUCUUGUUAGAUCACCAGCCAGGUAGGGCUGAUCAUUUGUUACUAUCUUAUGAUCACUGUGCCAAACACAUGUUUGUUUACUGAUGGUUUUGAGAAUCAUAUUUGGGUGAAUCGGACACAUCAACUGUUUAUAAUGAAAUAGGCGAUAGGCCUGAAACUUGUGAUGCGAUUUAACUACAUUUUUUUAUUUUACAAUAGUUCUGUUUCUUGUUAUUGAUGGUUUUCAUUUUAUCUUUUAGUAAGUUCAUAUUCACAAUUACUAUUAGACUGCAUGUUGUAAUGGCUGCUUUGAUCCAACACAAUUUAUAACAAAGAUUUUCUUUGGUUGUAAUUAAUCCAAUGUGUGGGUCUGUAUCAUUGCAUAUAAUCCUGAAUGACCUCACAUGUAUAUUCCUUCUACAUUUUGCUUCUCUGAAAUAAACUUUCUCAAUUGAAA